CCGACCGCCCACGAAACGGCCCCAGAAGUCCCCACCGCGCCACCCUCAGCCGCGCCUCUUCCUGCUCGCCCUGUCUACUACCUCAAAUGGCCGCUCUCGCCAGGAGGUCCCUUGCCACCGCCGUCUGGAUCGCCGAUGCCGCUGCGUGGUUGCUGGCGAUUGCCGUCGUGGCGCUCUUGCUGCUAUGCUCGCUGCGGGAGGGACCAGCGUCGGGCGAGCCGAUCGGGGGGGCGCCGGUCCGUGGCGGGAGGCUGAUGGAGCGGCGGUGCGACGAGAUUUACGUGGUGGGGGAGGGGGAGACGCUCCACACCAUCAGCGACAAGUGCGGAGAUCCCUUCAUCGUGGAGCGCAACCCGCAUAUCCACGACCCCGACGACGUCUUCCCCGGCCUCGUCAUCAAGCUCCUCCCCUCCGAGCCCAAAUAGAUGGGUGCAUACAUAACGCUGCUCUGCUACUCUCCGCUCUUCUCUUUCACACGAAUAUAGGAUUUUGCACACCAUACCAUCAAUUCAGUAGAAAUGAACAUAUAGAUUGAAGAUGGAAUGGUUUCUUUUCCGUUCUGUAAUCUGUUUCCUUUUCUCGUGUCUGAUGAUGGAAGAUGAGAAAAAACGAUGAAUCGAGUUUCAAAGUUUGGUCAACGAACCAUCGUUCCUCGGUUUCA
This is a messenger RNA of Musa acuminata subsp. malaccensis (wild Malaysian banana), 661 nucleotides long. RefSeq lists its product as uncharacterized. The record is from RefSeq and is a predicted model, not a curated record. Lineage: Eukaryota; Viridiplantae; Streptophyta; Magnoliopsida; Zingiberales; Musaceae.